Oppia nitens is the source of this 933-nucleotide messenger RNA. RefSeq lists its product as uncharacterized. The transcript is spliced from 6 exons. NCBI's taxonomy places the organism in Eukaryota, Metazoa, Arthropoda, Arachnida, Sarcoptiformes, Oppiidae. Bases 223 to 933 code for a protein of 236 amino acids. The record is from RefSeq and is a predicted model, not a curated record.
AUUCUGUGUAUGUGUUUAGGUUUAGUGUGUAAAACCCCAUAAUUUCUCUAAAAUAUACGAUUCAUAAGAGAUUUUGAGAGCAUAAAGAGUGUGUGUGUGUGUGUUCACUGUAAUUCACUGUAUAGUUAUUACUAUACAUUGUAUUUGAAACUUAUAUCAUAAUAUACUGUACAGUAUAUAUAAUUUGUAAGUCAUAAUCGGUUAAAGCUUUUUCGGCAAACAAUGCUAUCGGUGUCGGUCUCAGAACAGGUUAAGUUUAAGAGCAAAAAGUGCGGCACAGUAUCGGUAUUGCCGGUCACAGUUGAAUUUGGCAAAUUUUGUGGUCACGAAAGCCAAUCCAAUGGACGGCUAAAGCGCACACCUAAUAGCGGCGGCACAACUCGUGCGGACCGACAAAUCAAUUCAGAUAAUUUGACGGCACCGUCAGAGCUAUUACACGCUGUCGUAGCCCUAUAUCAUACAUAUUUACCCGGAUAUCCAUUGGAUCUCAUCUAUAAGACUCUGUGCCGGGACGGCUCCCGUACACUAUUGCUACUAAGGGACGGAACCGUUGUUGAUAAUAAUGCCGUCAAUAAAACAAGCGGACAAAACACAGGCGAUAGUGUCCAGUCUCCCGACGAAAACGAUGUUACAGACAGUGGAUUUGGCGGUAAGUCUGGCGACGACCCGAACGUCAUGUCUAUAAGCAGUCCGUCGUCGUCCUCGAGUCCGGACGAGUUGCCCAAUAAUGUUAGCGAUAGUCCAUUGAUGACCACCGCUAAUGACGAGACCAUUGAUAACGCAUCGGUAGUGUCUGGCGAUGGCUAUCAAAGCGACAAUUGGUCGGUGUCUUCGUUCAGACAGCACAGAUACCGUUCCAUAAAUGACAUCCUAAACGACUAUUUGGUGACCACUACACGGCCUAUAAGCACAACUGAUGGCUAUAUCAUAUGA